AUGGUUAGCAGUGUUUAUAGAAAAUCAAAUUGGAAUGAAAAUUCGAAAAUUCGUUAAUUAGCGUAUGUUUUUUUCUCGUUUUUCACAUCGCUGAAUUCAGUUUUCUGACGUAAAAAACGAAAAAAAAAAACGGGAAAAAAGAUGAAUAACGUCACAAUUGUCAUAAGAAAACACCAAGUAAAAAAAGCGGCGAUAAAAACUCAGCGACGUACAGAACAAUUUAAAAAAAAACGAAAAAAUAUCCGCCGAGUAACCCCUAGCAUUGAAUAUAUAGCAUUUACGAAUCCACGUACGCUCAGUCAUUCCCGCAAACUCAAAAGUGUGCUUGCACUACAAAAGACGGCAGAGGCAGAAUUGACAACAGAUUUUACGCGCAUUACAAUGCUGCAUAUUUCAGUCAUGGCCAAUCACGGGAGGAUUGGGUCGAGAGUGUGCCACUGGACAUCAAGAACUUUUAGUCACAGGGUAGAGAUAAUGUGGAACAAUAAAAUGAGCUAUAUAAUGAAAACAUUUUAGCCACAAAGAUGGCUCGCUGAAGUUCUGGCAAGAGACUGGGGAGCAUCUGCAGAUACUGUACAAAAUGAAGUCAUCCUCACAUUUUGAACGUCUCGAAGAAAUGGAAACAUCUGACAAAGUAUCACAUGCUGUCAAACACAUUGAAAUUUGUCUAGAGGUGCUAUUCUAAUAAUAUUGUCUUCAAAAACUAAAUUUUUAGUCACGACAACUUCUGGUUGCUGGGAUAUCUGGACAAGUUUCUCUGUUUCGUUUUACAAAACAGGAGCUAUGCAGUACAAUCGCAGUAGUCAACAUUCCCUUGCUAGGUGGAUGUCCUUCUUCAAUACCAUCAUGUGAUGUGCCUCAAUCAUCUAAUUCUCAAUCAGGAAAAGAAAUUAGACGACAACGGAAAGUAAGUUCGUGAUGGUUUGAAAUUAUACCAUCUCUGUAAUCUAUAGAACCGUAAAACGUUCCUGUGGUUGAAUGGCGCGUUAUGUGCUUUCAAUCUCUGAAUAUAGUGUUUAGAUUUGUCUCGGCUGGUUUGAUCAGAAAUAACGCUCACCGUCUUAUCCCAUCGUUAUUAACACAAACUAUAAUUAAAUAGUAAAGCAGCAGCAAUCAUUUUCAGAAACGUCAACUUGGAUUUCGCCAGUUAUCGUGUCAAUUUUUACCUACACAGUUUGUACGAGAAAACCUAUAUGGAAACUCAGCGUUUUAUUAUAGGGGCACCGAACAGAAAUGGCGCUCUGUUGAGAAACUCUUUUUGCAGUGCAAAUUGAGCGACCUCGGGGCCGAGAUUGAAAGGUUAUACCAUGUUUUCAGUUGAAAAUUACUUCGCGGCCUAGAAAUUCGGCCAGAUUGCGAACAGCGCGCCCUUUCUGUCCGGUGCCCCUAUAGGCUAUAGCAGAGAUGUUGGGAAUUCCGUGUUCCGUGUUCCGUGUUCCGUAGAAAUAAGUUUUUUCCGUUUUCCGUGUUCCGUGUUCCGUAUAAACUAUAUUUUCCGCGGAAAACUGCUCGCCUCGUAGAUCUAAUUUAUCUCCGGAAAGAUUAGGACAAUUGACGUUUUGUGGUCAAAAUUUGAAAAUUUUCGGAUUCGGACCAUAUUCGUGAAAAGUGGAUUCCAUUUUCAGUCGUUUUUUACUGUAGUUGUUUACUGUUGUGUUGUUGGUUUUGUUAUUCUUAGGAAAUUUUCAGUAAAACUUUCACAUGAGUCAAACAGCUGCCUUGUCAGUCAGAUAAUCGAAUUAAACAAAACAUUAUUUUAAAAAAAUCACUGGAAUUCUCUUGAAAACGCUUUUUUCCGUGUUCCGUAAAAAAAAAAUUUUCCGUGUUCCGUAGAAAUAAGUUUUUUUCCGUUUUCCGUGUUCCGUGUUCCGUAGAGUAAAAUUUUUAUUCCCAACAUCUCUGGGCUAUAGCUUUUCAAAAAAUUUGAUUUGUGGGAUUUGAUGGGGGAUGCGAUUCUAGACACCUAGGUGAUCUAAGAAUUUAAGGGGGUGUGACGUAUCUUAAAAAUCUUAAAAUAUUCACUAUCGAAUAGUAUUUAUAUAUAAUAUAUAUGUAUAUACAUUAAUUGGGAACAUGAUUUUCCACAGAAUUGAAGUUGUCUCAUCCAGAUUGUCUCUCGGGAAUCUACAAACUCGCUGGAUACCUCGGAUUCAGGAGACGAACGUAUAGUUCCAUUCAAAGUCAGAGGAGCUCCUGUGAAAAGACCAGCUGGUUUUGUUGUAUGUUUCGAAAUAAAAAAAGGGCCCGUUUCAAAACGACUUUCAGCCGGAGUUAGCGUGCUUUAUACCUUGGCCUUCCCACUCGAAAGUUGAUCAAAUCACCACUAUAUGUCUAAAUUCGUCUUAUGGUAUUAUUGCAAUAGGUUCGUGCCUUGAUCAUGUUCUCUUUCUCACAAAGCUAAUUCAGGCACUUCGUCUGGUCUGGCCUUAGUAGACACUACUCAAUGUUCAUUGAUAUAUUCUUGGAGUACUACUGAGCUAUAUGGCUCAGAUCCUACCCCAUCAGUACAACUGAGCAUGCAACUUAGUGAUGUAGCCAGUCCCAUCGAGGUAAGUCAUUCAAUAACAUGCAUAGCCCUUUUCGUGUAAUUACUAAUUCCGCCAUGAAGCUGGUUGAAGUGGCAUGCCGCAUUUUGAUGAUUCAUGCUUAGUUCACAUCCAUUGGGAGUGUCGUGUUGUGAGUGAAGUGAUCCGUGUUUUGUGAGUUUUCAGAUCUGUGAAUCGGCAAACGCUAACUCUCCAAUUGACGUGUCAUUAUCGAAUCCGUAUCCCUGUGAGAGCCCACAGUUUCAGUCCAAAUUUAGCUCAACCCUAUCUAGCGGGUUCUUGCAUCCUGGCGAAACUCCAGUGCGGCCAAAAUCUGCAAACUCCUCUAUAAAAGACAGUGGCGUAAUUGGUCUUUUCCGACGUAAUACUGCCGAGCUCGCAGCCACGAUCCGGGAACGAUACCAGGGUCAUCGUUCUGAAACUGCUACUGAUCGUCCGGAAAUCGAUCUGCGAGGAGAGACACCUUCACCUACUUUGCAUGAAAGUGGUCAUGUGAUUAAAUCAAACCGCAGUCACUCAGUGAAGGGGAGCUUCAUCCGACGAUUCGCAAAAAACGCAAAAGAAAAACGAGAAGUGCUGAAUGAUGAGCCACAAAAGUCCAACAAUAUUGCACGGUCCCGAAGUUUCCAUUCCCACAUUUCGGAGGAAGGUGAGCUUCCGUAUCGUUGCUUUUUCGUUCCCUUGAGUUUUUUCUCGUGUCGGGCAGGUCGGUCUGCAUUUACAUUUAUUCAACCUUUCUGCCAUGUCAAUGUUGUGAUAUUCUUUGCUUUUUUUUAUUUAUUUCAACAUCUUCUAUGCUUUUCUCAAAUCUUCAUAAAUUAAUUUGUACCAGCUUGAUUAUUGUUCCAGUUUCUAAGUAUGAGGCCAUUUAGCAGGUUUAGUUUGCUAUGUGUAAAUUUUCUGUUCAUUCCCAAAGUUGAUCUUUUCCUAUUUUCCUCUUCCCUCUUCUAAUCUGUCAUUAUCCAAUUGUAGUCGCCGAUCAGUCUGGAAGCACCGAAGCGAAUCACGGAUCAAAAGCAGCGAUCGUUUGAUUCUCGACGUCCACAAUUGUUUAAAACUCAGUCUGUUGUUGAGAACGGAACGCUAUCCAGAGGUUAUCUCAUCUCUCAUUAGAACAUCCUUGUUUCUUCUGAUGUUAACACAUUUUGCAUUCCCGACACUGUCAGACGCGUAGAAUGUGGCUUCCAAAAUUUACUUAUGAAUUGGGAUACGUUCCUAAUUUACAGUCAUUUCGACUGACUGUGCGCAGUUAGCGAGGCGUUCAUUUUUUAGGUGAUUCGCAAAGGGAAUCACCGUCAACUAGUCGUCUGCUGAAUUCUUCGUCGCCCUCCACUUCAUCACAAUCCCUGGAGAAAUCCACUUCAACACAAUCGCAAGAAUCCAUAGCUUCUCUAUCCUUCAUUCAUUCUCAUUCCAAGAAAAACGGUUUCAUUUUCUCAAAAGCCGAUAAUAAUUAUUUCUAAAUUAAGAUUCGAAAAUGACCCAAUGUUUGUGGGUAGGAACUUCGGCAGGAACUUUGCUUGCAUUGAACUUGAUACUUCCCGAGGAUCGAUUCACGUCAACUAUUGUUGUGGCUCCGUCAGGUAACGUUCUGAGCACAUUUAAAAAUUGCACAUUUAUUUCCUUUCCUGUGUUACUAUCAUAUUUUGGUGUCACAUGCUUCGAGCCCCCCACCUCUUUCAAAAAUCAAAAAUUUCAAAAGUCAAUGUCUUCGUAACUCGUGAAACCCAUCUUCGAUCGUAUUCGAGAGAUGCCGAAAGUGUUUUCGAUCCGAUUGAAGAUUUGUGUAUGAAUAUCCUAGGAUAGCUAUCGACCACUUAUCAUCACUUCACGGCUCCUGCCCCCUGAGAAAAGCCCGCGAAGUUCAAAUGGGGCCCCGCCCCUUCAGCGUUCAAUACUUGCAAGUAGCGCGCGCAGUUUUCGCAACGCUGCCGCACACAUUGCUCUGAACACCGAAUUCGUGAAAAUUAAAGCAGAAAGUUAUUUAUUGUUAUCAAGACCUAUUCUGUCGCCUUGUUGCAUCUUCUUUUCAGAAAAAAAAACACUAAAAACCGACAACGAAUGUUUUUUCACUUGUUUUUUCACUGUCGAACUGAAGAGCAAAAUGCGUGCGGCACCGUUGCGAAAACUGCACGCGCUACUUGCAAGAAUUGAACGCUGAAGGGGCGGGGCCCCAUUUGAACUUCGCGGGCUUUUCUCAGGGGGCAGGAGCCGUGAAGUGAUGAUAUCACAAAAACACUCGUUAUGUCCACGGAGUCGUGGCAGGGUACACUGGCGCAAGUGCGCUCUAAUGAAAUUUUAAAAAAUUAGGCCAACGGUGGCCACCGUUGGCGGAAGUUCAACUUUCAAUUUCCGAUGUACCCGUCACGACCCCGUGUGCUCCGAGUGGGCUGUUAAACUUUGGCAAAAUUUUCACUAUACUGUACAUUUGGGAGUACGGUACGUCUGAGCAUGCACGAAAAUUGUGUUCUGCGACCCAAAAAACCAAAUAUCUGGGCGAAACCGGUCUAUUUCCAAAAUUUGACUCCGCGAGCCCAACCCUUACUAGUGUUUUUGUGAAAAUUGGUCCAUAGGAUAUUCACACAAAAUUCUUCUGUCGAACCAAAAUCACGUUCGGCUUCUCUAAACGCGAAGUGAACACGAGUUGACCGCUUACAGAGACAGUGACUUACUCUGCCAAUUCGAUAUUAAUCUAAUUAGAAAGUUACUGAUCUAAACGCGACCUAAUUAGAUUAGACUGUUUCUUCUUGGCGCAAUCGAGAUUUGAGCCAGCAGACGGUUGGCGUGAAACUUGAUUUGAGCACUUAUUAAUCUAAUUAGAAGAUUUAUUAAUCUAGCUAGACAAUUUAUUAAUCUAAUUAGGUGUCAUAUCAAUCUUAUUAGGCCGCCGUAUAACUUGAGUAGACUACGAUUAGAUUAAUAACGAAAUGCCAGAGUAAUUAUCCUUGGUACAAAAAAAACAAAAAAUUGUUUUUACAGCUAUUGAAGAAUGUAAGUCUCUCAAAAUCGUUCUAUUCUGGCUAUUCUUCUCUGGUUUCUGCAUGGUUGCUGUUCACAGUAUAGUACGGUCAAACAUUCUGCAGUACGGUCAAACAUUCUGAAUCUAACGGCAUUUAAUUCUGCGGGUACCACAAUUAGGCGGUACAAGGGGAACAAACGCUUUUAAAGUGCAAAUGCAUGAUGGGUACCAUCAUUCCAGGGUACGACAUUUUGACACAUUUUUUAAACUUAGUUUUGUGGUACAAAGCCAGUGAACAGUGAAUGCAAAGCCGCAUGAAAUACGCAUUUAAUUCCGAGGGUACGACAACUUUAGGGCACAACAGGGUACAACUCUGGCAAUUCGAUAUUAAUCUAAUUAGAAAGUUACUGAUCUAAACGCGACCUAAUUAGAUUCGACUGUUUUUUCUUGGCGCAAUCGAGAUUUGAGCCAGCAGACAGUUGGCGUGAAACUUGAUUUGAGCACUUAUUAAUCUAGCUGGAAGAUUUAUUAAUCUAACUAGACAAUUUAUUAAUCUAAUUAGGUGUCAUAUCAAUCGGCACGGUCUCCAGAGCUGACAAUAUGGGCGUGGCCUCGGCUAAAUGGCGCUUUCAUGAAUUUCAGCAGGUUUUCUCUGAUUUUUGUGGUCAAAGGCGAUGAAAAAUUAUUGUUCGCCAUGAAAACACACUAAUUCUCAGAAUUAAUGAGGUUUUGGCGCAUUUUUCGCGGACUUUGCUUUUUCGCCUUCGCCGCCGAUAGCCGCCUAAAAACCGCACUUCUCAUUUUGCGCUUUCUUGACCGUUUUCAGACAGAAUUGGCUUUGAAAAUGAUAAAUUACGUAAUACAAGCAUUUUGAGCGCUCGAACCGCGAAAACUACCGAAAAGCAACUGAAAUUCACGCAGUUUUAGCCAAAAACCUUCAAACGGAUAAAUGUGAUUUGCGACUUGACCAAAUUUGACGCUCUUGCGCUUAAAAAAUUCGUAAUAGCCUAUACAAUCGGUCUAUCGAGAGACAAAUGAGAAAUUAUCGGUUUUUCGUGGCUAAUCUGGCAAAAAACACUAAUUUUGCUGUUAAAAUUUGAAUUUCCCCCCAAAGUAUCGCUCUAUUGGGCGGGGCGCACUUGCGCCCAUUGUCAGCUCUGGACCGUGAUUAAGCCGCCGUUAGAUUAAUAACGAAAUGCCAGAGAACUUCAUCGAUUUUUGCGUAAUAAGAAUGAUUGUUACUAAUUUUAGGGCACAACUUCUUAUAGUCACGGGCCGGCAAAGCAUACAGAGGGGUGGAAAUUGUGAAGCUGUAACUUCUCUCCGAAACCUUACAUUUACCUCUGACCUGGUUCAUUUUGAAGAACCCAGUAAAAUUGUUGAACUCUUAUAAAAAAAUCAGAGGUCCCUAUGUUCGAUUUCUGGAGAUAUAUUGAAAAAACCGAAAGUCCUAUGUAUGAAAAUCCGGGCCGUGAUAGUAUUAUAUUGUAUAAUUUUAGAGUACAGCAACAUGAUUUUGGGGUACAAAAUUUUUUUUUCAUAAGCAACGUGGGACUCUCAUGAGAGUGCGUGCACGCAGCUGCUCAGUAAUGUUUCCCCACCGGUGCGCCACCAUUUGCUUUUUAUCAAUAAUGCAGUCGAAGCCCUGAAAGAUUUAUUAAUAGAAAAUAGGCAAAACUCGGUUCAAGAGUGUCACCAAAAUGAAAAUACAUUGGACAGAGGGUAGAGGAGACCCCCGAACUUCUCGGCGAGGAGAAAUGGAAAGACCACGAGGGCGCAGACGAGAGAAUCGGUAGUAUUUCGAUCAUUUUUAUCCGACAGCCACGACUUUUGUGAGUCACCUCUGCGUGACCCCUUCGAGACACAAGCUAGAUGCCCCCUUUGAGCAAGUGAGUCCUCUGAGCACGUUGACCCUUAUUUCGUUUACUCCUGGGAGACUCCCAGUGGUGAGAGUAUGUGAGGGUAGUAAAAGAUCCAAGGUAGUAAAGCAUAUCAGGGUAGUAAAAAAGUAAGGGUAGUAAAAGAGUAGGGGAAAAGACCAGUAUUCAAUGAGUAUUUGCUAAAAUUGUUGUACCCUCGGAAUUAAAUGCCCACCCAUGAAAUACUCUUUUAAAAUUCAACUUAUGUUAAAUUGGGCUCUCAUGAAUUAACUGAUAAAGUAAGAGUAGUUGAGGUGACAAUUGACCUUUGAAUAAAAGUAAUUCAUUGGCUGUGAGAAUUAUUAUUUUUUGAGUACCUCAGUGUAACGAGCGUGGUACCCCCGAAUAGUUCGCCUUUUUUAACCUCAAAAUGUACCCCGGAAUGAUGGUACCCCCGCAGUAUGGUACCCCCUGAAUUAUGAAUUUCCGAAUGAUGCAUUUGUACCCUAAAAGCGUUUGUACCCCCUUGUACCCCUUGUGGUACCCCUAGAAUUAAAUGCCGAAUCUAGCUGUGACGUACAGCGGUUGGCUUUUUGUUAUUAUAGGUAGUCUGCACUAUUAGUCUUUGCAAAUACUGGGCAAGAUCAUUUCAUUAUUUUAACACUCUGGUAAAUCGUUUUCAUAUAGGAAGAAAUUCGAAAAAAGACGAACUUUUGUAUUAUGCAUUCGCCGGAGUGCGCCGGAUGUGCGCCUUGACCCCGAGGGUACACCAAACCAGAACUGUUCCGAAUCUGAACUAUUUUCAGUGCUAACUGGUUCUGAUUCGAACAGUUCUGGUUCGGCGUAGUCCCUUUGACGCCUUUCUCGACAGUGGGUCUCGCACGGAGCGAAAAUUUUCAAGGUAGAACUCGCAUACUGCGGUUCUGCGGCUUUAAACUUGAGGAGGGGAAUGCGUAGAUCACAAUUUUCGAGGUCACGCCGAGCCAGAACUGUUCCGUAUCAGAACUGUCCCGAAUCAGAACUGUCCCGGAUCAGAAAUUACCUGCAGGUGGGUCUUGUUACAAAAAGUCACGUUGUGACGGGUUCUGAUUCGGGACAGUUCUGGCUCGGCGUAGCUUUUAAUUUUCUCCAUUUUUCUGACGAAAAACCGAUAUCAGACGGCUUUCUGAUACGAAUACUAAAAAAUGCUCAACUUCGAUCACCCUCUAUGAAAAAACUAAACAUUUUAGAGACAAAGUUCUAAUUUUGUAUUUUUCUGGUUCUUUUUAAAAUUAUUAGUUUUCAAACUAGUUAUUUACGCGUGUAGUAUUUGUUAUUUAGCCUAGCUUGUUUAGUUCGCGAAAGUAAUAUUUGUUUGAUAAAUAUUUUCAGGUACGGUGGUCAAGAUGAAAGGCCGUAUUCUAUAUCAAGCGUUCAUGGAUAGUUUUUUCUGUAUCGUGUCUCCAGCAGCCGAAUCGUACAAAGAAGCAGCUAAGGACUCUUCAUGUUCCAGUCCAGAUCGUGCUCUCUCGAACAGGAUCAACACGAAAGCCAGUUUGGCUCCACAAUAUUUUAACUCAAUAGAUGCUAACGAAGACAUAUCUCAAAUAUUAAUUGUUGUCGCUGAAAGUGAAGUUAAAGUGGUUGCUUUACCGACUUUCGGGCAGCUCUUUGUUCAAAAGUUCGAAGAAGUGCCAUUGGUGAAAGCAUCCACGACCCAUAUUCGUGGUUACCCAUGCCUUAUGUGUCUUACUGCUGCUGGCCAUUUGACCGUUCUUUCAUUGCCAUCUUUGCGAAUUCUUCAAACGUGUGCAAUGUUCCCGCAUUCCGUGGAAUAUGAUGACCCGUGAGUUUUUAAAAAAUCAUUUUUAGUUCCGAAUAUGAUCGCUCUCCAGUACAUUCUGACUCCAUUUUCGAGUUGUUUGAAGUUCGUUCCAGUUGAAAAUUCUGAGUUCCUUUUCAUUAUGCCGCGUCCAAUGUCUCGGAAAAACCGUAAAAACCGCAGGUUUUUCUGUCCAAAGUCGGCCGAAAUUUGCGUGAAAAACGGGGGUGCGCACAGCUCAAUGAAUGUAACCGUACCCCUAACUACGGUUUUUUUUGAAAAUUUGCGCAAGAAAUUUGAAUAUUUUCAAAUAUCCUCAAGAAUUUUAAAAAUUUUAAAAAAUACCGUAGUUUUAGGGGUACGGUUACAUUCAUUGAGCUGUGCGCACCCCCGAUUUUCACGCAAAUUUCGACCGACUUUGGACAGAAAAAUCUGCGGUUUUUACGGUUUUUCCGAGACAUUGGACGCGGCAUUAAAAAUACAGAUAGUUUUUAUUGUCGAGUACUCUUUCAUUUCGUUAUUAAUCUAACAGCGGCCUAAUAAGAUUAAUAUGACACCUAAUUAGAUAAAUAAAUUGUCUAGCUAGAUUAAAAAAUCUUCUAGCUAUUACAGGGGCACCGAACAGAAAUGGCGCUCUGUUGAGAAACUCUUUUUGCAGUGCAAAUUGAGCGACCUCGGGGACGAGUUUGAAAAAUUAGGCCACAUUUUCAGUGGAGAAUUACUUCGCGGCCUAGAAAUUCGGACAGAUUGCGAACAGCGCGCCCUUUCUGUCCGGUGCCCCUAUAAAGCUAUAAUAGAUUAAUAAGUGCUCAAAUCAAGUUUCACGCCAACUGUCUGCUGGCUCAAAUCUCGAUUGCGCCAAGAAAAAACAGUCGAAUCUACUGUUGAAAAAGAAAAGGUUCGACAUUCGAAUCGGAGUUGGCAGCGAGCCAAGGACACGCCCCCCAAACAGCGUGCGACAGUUGCAGUGAAAACUGUUUGGGGGGCGUGUCCUUGGCUUGCUGCCAACUCCGAUUCGAAUGUCGAACCUUUUUUUUCAACAGUAAUUAGGUCGCGUUUAGAUCAGUAACGUUCUAAUUAGAUUAAUAUCGAAUUGCCAGAGUAGUUUAUCAAUUUCUUUGCAGUCUGUGCCAGAAAACAGCAUUUUCCGAUCAUGGAUUGGGUGUUUACAUGGCUAGCCCAACGGAGGUAAGCUGAGAAAACUGAAAUAGAAACAAUGAUAAUAAAAUGAAACUUCCAGCUGGAAAAAUACACGGUCUGCUCUGAAAUAGCAGAUCAAACGAACGAAGCUAUUGGGGAACUUUUCGUUCCUUGUGAAAUGCCAGAAGCUCCAAAAAACAAUUCUUUCCUGAAGGUUAGUACAUGAUAUGCUCGAAAAGUAUGAAUGAUAAAGGUCUGGCAGGGUGUUUCUUCUAUAUUCGGAGGUUCCCGUCAAGAUCCAAAUGAAGUUGAUUUGAUUUGUAAGUUGGUUCUCGCCUUAUUAUGUUUAAGAAUGUAAGGGAAAUACCUACAGUGUCUGAAAACAUCGGCGUCAAAAACAAUUCGGGCGUAAAUUCGAUGCGAAGCGUCGCUAGGAUCAUUCCCGGGCCAUCAGUGGCAAUGGAUCGAGCGCAAGCUGGGGGUGUCUCUGCUGGACAAGCUGCUUCUAUGGCACUUCAGGUAAGCUCUUCUAGAAGCGCAGUCGUCACGUCUUAAUUAUUUCAGAAUUUGAACGAGAGAUCGGAAAAGCUGAAUGCUACAGUUGAUGCCACCGAAGCUUUGAAAAGCAACGCGAUGAGCCUCUCGUCAAGAACUGGAAAACUCGUCGAAAAAUAUGAGAAGAAGAAAUGGUACAACUUUUAG
Messenger RNA from Caenorhabditis sp. 36 PRJEB53466, 11007 nucleotides. The record is from the annotation of a GenBank genome assembly. NCBI's taxonomy places the organism in Eukaryota, Metazoa, Nematoda, Chromadorea, Rhabditida, Rhabditidae.